Messenger RNA from Centruroides sculpturatus (bark scorpion), 1572 nucleotides. RefSeq names its product cyclin-dependent kinase 2-like. The coding region runs from base 133 to 918 and encodes 261 amino acids. NCBI's taxonomy places the organism in Eukaryota, Metazoa, Arthropoda, Arachnida, Scorpiones, Buthidae. The record is from RefSeq and is a predicted model, not a curated record. Gene Ontology annotation, molecular function: cyclin-dependent protein serine/threonine kinase activity; ATP binding; cyclin binding. Gene Ontology annotation, cellular component: nucleus; cyclin-dependent protein kinase holoenzyme complex; cytoplasm. The transcript is spliced from 7 exons. Gene Ontology annotation, biological process: protein phosphorylation; regulation of gene expression; regulation of G2/M transition of mitotic cell cycle.
ACAGAUGUAUUAAAAACACCAGCGGGAAACACGCUUUAGAAAGGGAAGAAAAUUAAUUUAGUGACAGAAGUAUAAUUUUUAAGAAAUAGAUAAGUUAUGGGUUAUUUUUUGUUUGUUUAAAUAAAAUUCGGUAUGGAUAACUUUCUGAAGUUAGAGAAGAUCGGCGAAGGAACGUACGGCGUGGUUUAUAAAGCGAAAGAUAAAGUAACUGGAUCGCUCGUUGCAUUGAAGAAAAUUCGACUCGAAAGUGAAGCUGAAGGUGUUCCAAGUACUGCAAUAAGAGAAAUUGCUCUUUUGAAAGAACUUAAGCAUACAAAUGUAGUCAGAUAUGGUGGUAUUGCUAGCUACUUGUGGCAACUUCUUCAAGGUAUUGCUUAUUGUCAUUCACAUAGAGUACUACAUCGAGACCUUAAACCACAGAAUUUGUUAAUAGAUAUAGAAGGAAACAUAAAAUUAGCUGAUUUUGGAUUGGCUCGUGCUUUUGGAGUGCCACUUCGUUCAUAUACGCAUGAGGUUGUAACUUUAUGGUAUCGUGCUCCAGAAAUUCUUCUUGGAACUAAGUUCUAUUCUACUUCAGUAGAUGUAUGGAGUAUUGGAUGCAUAUUUGCUGAAAUGCUGACUCGUAGAGCUCUAUUUCCUGGCGAUUCUGAAAUUGACCAGUUAUUUCGUGUCUUUCGAACACUUGGCACGCCAGAUGAUAGAAUUUGGCCUGGUGUUAGUCAUUUACCAGAUUAUAAAUCAUCAUUUCCAAAGUGGACUGCUCAAGACAUUGGAAAAUUUGUGCCUUGUUUAGACCGUGAAGGACAAGAUUUACUUCUAAAAUUACUUACAUAUCAUCCAGAGAAACGAGUGUCUGCGAGAGAUGCUCUCAAUCAUCAUUACUUUAAGGAUGUCACUGUUCAGCCACCACCAAUAUAAUGUGUUCCUCUCAAAUUUAAUUUAUCAAUAUUACUUAAAAAUAUUGCAGAAAGUGUCAUUUAAAUUUAAGUUAACAUUUUAAAUUGAAUUUACUUUUUAAAUUUUAUAGUAAAAUAUAUUUUUUAAUUCAUUAUUUAGCCAAUUAGUUAUGCAUAAGUAAAUAAAUUCAAAAGAUUAAUUAGUCUCUAUAAAAGGCUAUAUGCAUAAGUUUUUAUUACACAAUUUUAUAUAUCAGAUAAACAAUAACGUUUCUUGCUUGCAAUGCAAAUCCGAGGAAACCAGAUAUCCGGGAAAGAUUUUUAACUUUGGAAAAAUCUCUUUUGUGUUGCAAGCAAGUAAUGUUACUGUUGAUAUGAAAAUACUAUUUUAAUAAUUAUAUUGAAAUAUUAUUCAUUGAGUUGAAUUGAAUUAUGAAUAUGUUUAAAAUAAUUUUACUUAUUUUUUUAUUAAUAUGUAAGCAUUUUUGAUAUUGAGAGGAAUUAGUCUCAAACAUUCCGACAAACUUUUCAAUUACAGAAAUCAAAUGUCAGUUAAUGCCAUUCCCAUGCCAUAUAUAUAUUACUUAUACUUGUUAUAUCUUAACUUAAAUAUCACAUAAUUUUGUAUUUAGAAUUUUUAAUGUUCCAAUAAGACUAUUUUAUGAAUCAUAUUUAA